Cicer arietinum (chickpea) is the source of this 2465-nucleotide messenger RNA. RefSeq names its product phosphoinositide phospholipase C 6-like. NCBI's taxonomy places the organism in Eukaryota, Viridiplantae, Streptophyta, Magnoliopsida, Fabales, Fabaceae. Gene Ontology annotation, cellular component: plasma membrane. The record is from RefSeq and is a predicted model, not a curated record. Gene Ontology annotation, molecular function: phosphatidylinositol-4,5-bisphosphate phospholipase C activity. Gene Ontology annotation, biological process: release of sequestered calcium ion into cytosol; phosphatidylinositol-mediated signaling; lipid metabolic process.
ACAUUAUGUGAAAACUAAAUAUAGCAUCAGAUACUAUGCACACUAUGUUAAUGGAUAUAAUUGUUUACUAUGUUGACAUCUAUAGAAUGAUAGAACAGAACACUGAUAUUUUAUUUUUGAAGAUAGAAACAAAACAAGCAUGGUAAUUAGCAUAGUGAGAAAGAGAUUCUGCUCAGAAGCUUCUUGAUUUUUUUCUCUAGCUUACACCCUUAGUUGAUGCAUUAUAUAUAAGUGCAUGCUUUUGUGAUUAAGCUUUGUAUGUGAAAAGCUUUAGAGGAACAUAGUGAGGUGAAGAAAAUAAUGGGAAAUAAAAUGGCAACAUACAACAAGUACAAAAGUUUCUUGUUCUUUAUCAAAAAGUACAAGGUGACUGAGCUUGUUCCACCUCAGGAACUCAAGGAGGUUUUUUCCAAGUUUACCGGAGGAGGAUUAUACAUGUCGACUGAACAGCUAUACCAAUUUCUUGUGGAGCAUCAAAGCGAGGAUAAUUUGACCUUAUCGGAUUCAGAGAAAAUUGUUGACAAGGUUUUGCUUCUAAGAAGGACUCAUACAGAAAGUGUUUGUGUUGAUCAAAGUAGAGAAAGGGAAAUCACCCUUGAUGAUAUCUUCCGUUUUUUGCUCCUAGAUGAUUUCAAUGGUCCUUUAAAAAAUGAGGUACAUCAUGAUAUGAGUGCUCCAUUGUCACAUUAUUUCAUAUAUACAGGACACAAUUCCUAUCUUACAGGAAAUCAAUUGAGCAGUGAUUGCAGUGAAGAGCCAAUCAUAAAGGCUUUACAACGAGGCGUGCGCGUCAUCGAACUCGAUUUAUGGCCAACUUCUAAUAAAGAUGAUAUUAAAGUUGUUCAUGGAUGGACUCUCACAAAUCCUGUCUCACCUAUCAAAUGUUUGGAGUCAAUAAAGAAAUAUGGUUUUGUUGCAUCUCAAUAUCCUGUGAUCAUAACUAUAGAAGAUCAUCUUACAAAAGAACUUAGACCUAAAUUUGCAGAAAUGGCAACACAAAUAUUUGGAGAAAUGCUUUAUUAUCCUCAGCCAAAUUGUUUAUCAGAAUUCCCUUCACCAGAAUCAUUGAAAAAUCGAGUUAUUAUAUCGACCAAACCACCCAAAGAACGUUUUGAGUCCAAUCGCAUCAAGGACAAUUCCAACUAUCCUGUGAUGGAUGGAAGUGGUGAUUCGUCUUCAGACGAAUCAUCAGGAAAGGUAUCACCAGAUUCUACUAGUGAAGUGGAGAUUAAGGGCGCGAAUGGAAGAGAUCGCGAUGAGGGAGAGACAUGUGCAUCAUGUGAAUGUGAUAAAAGAUUAUAUCAAGUGUGCUCACCUGAUUACAAAAGUUUAAUAACAAUUCAUAAUAAGAAACUCAAGGGUAGCUUGAAAGAUAAAUUGAAAACUGAUGGUGAACUUAGACGCUUAAGUUGGAGUGAAACAACCUUAGAAAAGGCUUCAGAAUCUCAUGGAACAGACAUCAUUAGGUUCACACAGAAAAAUAUCCUUAGGGUAUAUCCGAGGGCGACACGUGUCAAAUCAUCAAAUUUCAAGCCACAUAUUGGGUGGAUGUAUGGAGCUCAAAUGGUUGCAUUCAAUAUGCAGGGGCUUGGCAAAUCACUCUGGUUGAUGCAGGGAAUGUUCAGAGCAAAUGGUGGAUGUGGCUAUGUAAAAAAACCUGAAAUUCUAAUGCAGAAACUUCAAUGUGACAAUGAUUUUGUUCCUACAAGGAUAAUGCCAGUGAAGAAAACAUUAAAGGUGAAAAUAUACAUGGGACAUGGUUGGAGCUUAGAUUUCAGUCCCACACACUUUGAUAUGUUCUCUCCACCAGACUUUUACAUAAAGGUCCGAAUUGUUGGUAUGCCAGCUGAUAUUGCAAAGAAGAAAACAAAGGUAAUAACAGACAAUUGGUUUCCUGUUUGGGAUGAAGAGUUUGAAUUCCCUUUAACUGUUCCAGAGAUUGCUUUACUUCAGAUACAAGUAAAAGACAAAGAUCAAGGAAAAGAUGAUUUUGCUGGUCAAACUUGUUUGCCAGUAUCAGAGCUAAAACUUGGAUUUAGAUCAGUCCCUUUAUAUAAUGAAAAGGGUGAACAAUUUAAAUCUGUAAAGUUGUUAAUGCGAUUUCAAUUUGAAUGAAUUGUAAAUAAUUUUUCAUUUUUUUAUGUUAAUAGUUAAUUUGUUGGGGGAGGAACGAAAUAUUAGUAGUUGAGAUCGAACUGUGAAGCCUGAACUACUGGACCAUAAAGUUGGCAAGGAAAUUGAUAUUCAAGUCCAAAAUAUUUUAAUUUAGUUUUGGUCAAGGAAAUAAUAGGACACAGUAGAUUGAUAUUCUAGUCAUUCAAAAUUGUGGGGUAGAUAUUCUGUAUGGACCACAAAAUUGGUAUAAUCAUGUUCCUUGAGAAUGUGCUUGUUCUGCCUCUGAAGUCUUUAAUUGGAAGCAAAUUCUAUAAUUGAAACUGUGUAAUGUAUGAUGUAUAGUUGUCUCA